This is a messenger RNA of Bemisia tabaci, 584 nucleotides long. RefSeq lists its product as uncharacterized. The record is from RefSeq and is a predicted model, not a curated record. NCBI's taxonomy places the organism in Eukaryota, Metazoa, Arthropoda, Insecta, Hemiptera, Aleyrodidae.
UUGGCUGCGGAGACUCCGACUGGAAGCCGCGACUCCAUGAGUCAGUCAGACCCGAGUGCUCGGUGUUCAGUGCUCAGUGCUCCCGGUGAGUUGUGACUUGUGUCUUGUGUCAUCGACGCAUCAUGCCCUCGUGGACGCGAACGCUCUGCCUCACCGUCAGCCUCCUUUGCUGCAUCCUUCAGCUCGCCGAGCUGAAAGCGCAGCACCGGCGCUACAAGCUGCGGCGCAUUCUGCCUCCGGUUGCGGGCCACGUUCCGGUCUACAUCCAGCACGGCAGCAGUCCGCCGGACCUCAAGGCAAUUUACCGGAUGGCCUCCUCGCUCCGGCACAAGAGCGAAAAGAGCGCCUCCAUCGAUCGGUUCUACAAAGCGGCCGACGGCCCCUCGAAAACCAAGAUCAAGGCCCACCAUCCGCACUCCUGGAGCCCCUACAGGGCUGCCCGCCCCAAGAUCGUCCGCACCUACAAGAUGACCCCCAAGCCCAAACUCCACCACUCCAAAUCAUGACCAGUCCCCAUUCCCUAGGUUUAACCCGUGUAAAUAUUGUGUAUUUUUGUUGUUGAAUAUUAAAUUAUUGUUUUGUAA